Syngnathus typhle (broad-nosed pipefish) is the source of this 7606-nucleotide messenger RNA. RefSeq names its product PITPNM family member 3 (gene pitpnm3). The record is from RefSeq and is a predicted model, not a curated record. Gene Ontology annotation, molecular function: phosphatidylcholine intramembrane carrier activity; metal ion binding; phosphatidylinositol binding. Gene Ontology annotation, biological process: phospholipid transport. Gene Ontology annotation, cellular component: cytoplasm. NCBI's taxonomy places the organism in Eukaryota, Metazoa, Chordata, Actinopteri, Syngnathiformes, Syngnathidae. The transcript has 20 exons. Bases 1754 to 4603 code for a protein of 949 amino acids.
GAGCUCCAUGAACGAGCUGACUCAACUUACUUGCCCACUGACUGUGUUUUAAGAGAUAUGUAUAUGUACAGUUCAUGUAUUAAUUGUCAUUAGUCAUUUCUCCACAUCAAAAUUGCAAAACCUCUUCCUCCCCCAGGGCCGACAGCAAAGUUAAACUAGGUUUGGGGACAGAAUAAAAAAAAAAAAGUCAUGUUUACUUUUCAAUUUUCCCGCCACCCCCUGCCCAUACGUAAUGAUGAAAAUUGCAAAUUUUAGUAAUUUAGUAUAUCCUCUUGUAUAUGUUUGUCUAAUUUAGACGAAUCAUCUAAAAUGGAGUUGAUCUUUGAAAGAGAUCUCAAAUCAGCCAAAAUUACCUGAAAAUAGUCAGGUAUUAUUUGUUUGCCCAGCUCUAGGUUGUGAACACGGUUGCUUGUCGUAGAGUGUUCCUCCCCUCAGUUCUUCUAUGAUUUAUCCAUCCUGGUGUGCUGAUGAGGUGAGACGUGUCAUAAAAAGAUGACAUAACCGGUGCCGGUAUUGAGGUGGUGGACUCUUUUAUUUUACAGCCGGAGUGGAUCAGAUGCAACAGUGGCUGUAAAACUUCAUGUCAUAUUAGUGCAGAUCGCUGCUGGAUUUCAGGCCAGCCACCUGCUCCAUUACUAUUUCAUCCCUAGAAAGUAUAAGAGACGUACAGCGGACAUUAUGCUGGUGUUAUUUUAAGUCUUUCAUACUUUGUGAUAACGGCAAUGGAAAGCUAGUCAAAACCUUUUUUUUUAAAUUUUCAUCAGUCACUGGAGUGCACAUUAGUCACUAUUCACUACAAUGGACAGAUAUUCAAAGUUUUUUUUUUCUAUAUGCCGUAGCCACUGCAUGGAAUAGCUAAUUAAAAACAGUUGCAUCAAUCAAUAAUAAGGAUAAUUUUUUUUAGACCGAUACAAGUAUUCGCUCUUCCGUACUCACUGAUACCAAGCACCAAUACUACCAGUACUUGUGAUACCUGAAAUUUUAGCCCAGUACAGUGACCCAGUACGGGAGCAAAUUGCAUGGGGUACGUGGAAACAUUAGUAUGCCCAAAAUGAGAUUUGAAUAUGCUCAUUCAUUUCAUAAAUCUGGUAUUCACUGCAGUGAAUGAUGCGCACCAAUGUUAUCGAGAGAGACGCGCUCGUACUGUAAUCUCAAGGUUUUUUUUGUUUUGUUUUGGUCUUGAUAAAUGAUAGACUAAACUUGAUUAACGUAAAUAAGAAACGAUCUUGCCAUGUUCGGGAACUUGUGAAGUCAAACCGCUGUUGGGAGUUUGGGUUUUGUUUCUUUGCUGCAGUGUUGGUGGUGAAAACCGCGGGGACGGACGCCCUUCAGCCGCGUCGGAUGUGCGCACCGCUGGAGGCAGUGGCGCUGCAGACCGGUUCUUGGCUACUCUCUUCUGGAUUAACAAGCGCGGGGGGGCUUGGAGAGGAGGAGAGAGGAAGAAGAGCUGCUGGGUGGCAAUGUGAGCCAAGUCUGCACAGAGACAACAAACCCUCCCCAAAGUAUGCGCGACGGCUGCGGUGGAGCCGGUGCGGGCGGGGGUGGCUGGACGUCCGCUUGACACAGGUGGAUGCGUAGCGAGCAGCGCGGCACCUCAUCGCCGCGAGGGGAGGCGCACCAGGCGGCUGCGGCGUCAAGCUUGCGUCGGUGUGCUCCCAGAACGUUUUGGGAGCGCAGCUCAGCUCAGCCCUCUUCUUCUUCAUUUUUGUGAGCGAGUGGACGAUUGAGCAAGAGGAGCUCUCCGUGCGACAGCAUGUCUAAGGAGGCGAGAGGAAGAGGUUCGUCACGGAAGCAGAGCGCCACCCACUGGUGUCUGCAGAAUAUCGCGCAAGAAUCUGUGGACAGCUCGGAUGAAGAAUUUUUCGACGCCCGAGCAGAUGUGAUGGAGGGCAAAAGUGCCAUGCUGCUGGGCAUGAGUCAGUGGAACUCCAACGACCUGGUGGAGCAGAUUGAGACAUUGGGACACAUGGACCCAUCUCAUGAGGGUCUUUAUCGGUUGGGUGAUCCACGCUGUGUGCCACAAAGCAGCAUUGAAGGACUUGAGGACAUAGAGAAUUCCAAAUGUCGGACGCACGUGCUGCUUCUGGUGGUGCACGGUGGGAACAUCCUGGACACGGUGGGCGGUGACCCCAGCGCUAAGGCAGGCGACGUGGCUACCCUGGCGUCCGUGCUCAACAAGGUGACACGGGCGCACUUCCAGGCCGCCGCUGAGCAUGUGAUGAUCAAAUUGGUGCCGUGCCCUGCUGUGUGUGCUGAAGCCUUCUCGCUGGUGUCCAAUCUCAACCCGUAUAGCUACGACGAGAGCUGCGUGUCGAGCAGCGUGGACCACCUGCCGCUGGCCGCCCUGCCGCUGCUUGCCAUCGUCUCACCACGCUACCAGGACGCCGUCGCCACCGUCAUCGCCCGCGCCAACCAGGUCUACCGCAGUUUCUUGGAGUCUGAUGAUGGCCAGGGCUUCACGGGACAGGUGUGCCUAAUGGGCGACUGCGUGGGUGGCGUGUUGUGUUUUGAUGCCCUGUGCUUCAGCAACCAACAAAGACCUGGCAGCCCAAACGACAACACCACCAGUGGCAGCAGGAACAACAGCACCGAAAGCCUCAAGGAAAACCCAGGCCUACUUGGAGAGUCUAGUCCUAGUUUAAGCUCCAGCAAAAGGCUUAGUAAGAGCAACAUCGACAUCUCGGCACCCAAUGAAGGCUGUUGCCAGGGUCCGCCGUCCCUCUGCCGCAAGCAGAGCGACUCGUACGACGGUGACACGUCAUCCACCGGCCAGCACGUCUUCUUUUCCAGUCUGAUAAAGGAGAACGCAGAGGUUCGCGCCAGCAGUAGCAGCAGCCCCAGUCUGCUGAUCAACCCCGGACGCUUUGACUUUGACGUAUCAUACUGCUUCCUGCUGGGUUGUCCGCUGGGUCUGGUGCUGGCCAUGCGUCGCACCGUGCUGCCCACCGUUCGGGUGCAUCAGCUCCAUCCGGCCUGCUCUCAGAUCUUCAACCUGUUCUUCCCAUCGGACCCUUCAGCCUCCAGGCUGGAGCCUCUUCUGCAGCCUCUUUUUCACAAGCUGCCACCCUUCGCCGUGCCACGCUACCAGCGCCACCCUCUAGGCGACGGGCGCUCCUUGGUCAUAGGCGAGAGUAUCCAGGGCCAUCCCGACGUGUUUCUGGAGGGCGAGCAGACCCCCACAGUCCCUCAGUCGUCCUCCGAGGAAGGAGGUCGGCGGGCCAGCCUGACCAGCAUGGAGAGCCAAAUGUCCAUCGGCUCCGUUGGCCGUCAACUGGGCGAUGCCAUCGCCGACAUUUCUAGUAGCUGGUGGGGCUCCAAGAGGCUGGACUAUUCCCUCUACUGCCCUGACGUGUUGACCGCCUUCCCCACCGUGGCGCUGCCGCACCUGUUCCACGCUUCCUACUGGGAGUCCACUGACGUCGCCGCCUUUGUCCUUCGACAGCUCAUGCGGUGUGACUUUGUGAAGACGCAGGAAGCGGACAAUCUGGACUCGGCUCCCUUCUCGCCCUCCAGCCCUCGAGAAAAGUGGCUGCGACGGAGGACCCACGUCAAGCUGAGGAACGUGACCGCCAACCACCGGGUGAAUGAUGUCAUCGCCACCGAGGACGGACCUCAGACGCUGGUGGGCCGCUUUAUGUACGGCCCCCUGGACAUGGUGACGCUAACCGGAGAAAAGGUGGACAUUCUGCUGAUGACCCAGCCCCAGUCGGGGCGCUGGGUGCACUUUGACACGGAGGUUACCAACAGCAAUGGCCGGGUGACAUACACCAUACCCAACGACAAGAAGCUCAGCCUCGGAGUCUAUCCCAUUAAGAUGGUGGUCAAGGGCGAUCAAACAUCUGCCGAAGCCUACUUGACAGUGUUGCCCCGCGGCAUGGAGUGUGUAGUGUUCAGCAUCGACGGCUCCUUUGCGGCCAGCGUGUCCAUCAUGGGCAGCGACCCCAAGGUCCGCCCCGGAGCAGUGGACGUCGUCAGGCACUGGCAGGACUUGGGGUACUUGAUCAUUUACAUCACGGGUCGUCCCGACAUGCAAAAGCAGCGCGUGGUUUCCUGGCUAUCGCAGCAUAACUUUCCUCACGGCAUGAUCUUCUUCUCCGAGGGCCUUGUUCACGACCCAUUGCGACAGAAGACCAUCUUCCUCAGGAACCUCAUACAUGAGUGUCACAUCAAGAUCAACUCUGCCUACGGAUCCAUGAAAGACAUCAGCGUUUACAACAUGCUUGGUCUCGGGCCCCCUCAGAUCCACAUAGUAGGAAGACCUUCAAAGAAAUACCAAAACCAGUGCCAGUUCUUGAGUGAGGGCUACGCGGCGCACCUUUCCACCCUGCAAUUUGGCCACCGAGCGCGACCCAAGAAGUCGCCCUCGGUUCGCAUGGUCCUCAGGAAAGGCUCAUUUGGCCUCACCGCCAAACCGGACUUCCUGUGUAAGCGCACCCACCUACGCAGGACCAUGUCUGUCCAGCAGCCCGACCCCCCCUGCGCUCCCAACCCCAAGCCCGAGCGAGCCCAGAGCCAGCCGGAGUCAGACAAGGACCACGGAGGGGGAGGUGGGCAUGGCGUGUGGGGGCGGGGCGUCAUGCAUCGCGGGGACACCACUCCCUGACGCUGGGCCAGGAGACGGAUGGAUUGGAUGGAGGAUGGCGGGAGAGUCGAGGCUCAGAUCAGGGGACGCUGACUGUGACGACGGCGACGCAAUCACGGGCGAUGGCGCCGUGGUGGCGAGAGCCUGCGGGAGCAAAUAGUGCUGACGCGGCCACGCACAUUAAUCACAACUUUGCCGCCGAUGUGACAGACUUCAUUAACUCUCGCUCAUAUUUGCAGCAUGGUGCCGCCUCCUCCCCUCCCUUUUUUGGCGGAUGAGGCCUCACUUUUGUCUUAUUGCCUCAACUCGCCAAGCAUUUGGCAACGGUGAAGCGCAAAUUGCAAACUUGGAAAACAUCCCUGUUUGGACCAAUGGACACCAAAGCACUUUUUUCUCCCACACGUCUGCUGAACAUUGUACUUGGCUCUGCCUCUAAAGGUUGCACUACCAAAGUCUGAUGCAGUCAUUCUGAAUCACUGAAUUAUACAGUACCCCAGGUUGUGUUUGAGUUUGUUCAUUUCAAGGCAGCACAGUGCCCAUGUUCAAGGUUUCUCUUGGCUUGCCCCUUCUUGUGUGGAGGUGUUUUCCCUGUGCUUGUGUAUCUUUUCUCCGGGUACUCCGGCUUCCUCCCAGAUUCCUAAAACAAGCAUGUGAGAGCAUCAUUGAAGGCUCUGAAUUGGACAAGCACAACACAACAUGGUUUGAUGUGAUUUUCUAUUAUUUUAGAGGGAGCUUAUUUUUGUUUAUAUUAGAGAUAUAAGAUUAAGGUAUUUAUUUUAUUGACAUUAUCUGUCUUGGACACUAAAGGAACUAUUUUAGAUUUAUUUUUUUUAAAGCUGUAGUAUUUUUCUGUCUUCAUUUUUCUUGUGUUUUUGCUAUUUUUCUGAACUUGUUUUUAAAGUGCAGAUUUCUUUUUCAUUUGGUCGUUCCUGAUUUUAAAAACAUGCAUAUUAGGAUGACUGAAGACUCAAAAUCAGGGGUGUCCAAACUACGUCAUGGGGUCUAUUUGCGGUCAAUCAUCCAUUUUUCAGUUGCUCUCAGCAUAAAGUAUAUUAAAAAAACAUCACAUCACACGGCAUGCAAGGCGUUUUUUUUUAAAAGGGUAAAAGUGGGCAGAGUAAAAAGGGAGGGUAUUGAAUAAAUAGGUGCCACUAUUACUAAUAAAUAGUUUAUAUAUUGUAGAUAUUUUCUACAUAUGCACAUUUACAAAAAAACUAUUUCAGACUCAAAUAAUAACAUUAAUAAUGAGAUGAAUGAAGAUAAUUCAAUUUUAGAAACACAUUUAUGUCUUCCACUCACUGCUCUUUGUCAACGUCCAAUUCAUAAACACGAAUGAUCUUCAAGUAACUGUUUUAAAAUAAUGAACUUACUACAGUUUACACUUGUUUUUGUUCUAAAUAAGGAGAUGGGAUUUGGUUGCUGUUCAUUGCUGGGGUGGCUCUAUUCUAGCAGGAUACGGGGCUGUGGCCACCCCAAAAUCUUGAAAAUCCUAAACCAUUUGCCUUAUCACUUUGAACUCAAAGCUGUUAUGUAGCAUUGUUUUUCAAAUAGUGUAACUAGGAAAUAUAAAUAAUAUAAUUGCUUGCGUAAUUGAUUUCAGUAUGUGUGGCCUUUACAUCAUUUCUACAUGGCCUUCAAAUAAAAAAGUCUGGACACCCCUGCUCUAAAUUGUCAUUAGGUGUGAAAGUGAAUGCUUGGUUGUCUAUUUGAGGUUGUCUAUUUGCUUGUCAAUGGCAUCCAGUUCAGGGAGUGCCUUGUCUUUCAUCUAAUGUCGGCUGGGAUAUGCUCCAGCUCACUCACGACCAUAAUGAGGAUAAGCUCCGUUUUCAUUUCAAAUCAUCAGUUACGGGAAUAGCAAAGACUGCUUAUGAGCGAUUGUUCAUCUUAACACGAUGAAAAGCGUAAUAAGGCAAAAAGUGUUGCAGCAAGCACAGUUAUGAGAGCUAAUGUUAGCAUCAGUUGGCACAAUCUGACACAAUUAAGGCUGGCUUGCUUCAGAAAGAGUUUUUAGCAUUAGCAUUCCUUGUCCAAAGACGGCAGCAAUGUCCCCUUCUUUAUCUACAGGACUUAAGUGGAACACCAUUUACUGCUCAUUUUAACAAGAGAAAAAAUGCAAAAAUAUAUAUAUAUGCAAAAAUCUAUCCAAUUUGAAGUAUAAUUGAGUUGGAUUGUUGCAUGUAUGCAGAGACAAGCUGACUUGGAAAAAAAAUGGCUUUCUGUUGUCUCACAAAUUUGACUAGAAUUUUGGGAGAAAGACAGCGAUCCCUCGUUUAUCGCAGGAGAUGUGUUCCAGAACCACCCGUGAGAAUUGAAAAUCUGCGAUGUAAGAACAUAUAGGUAUUUCUAAGAAAUUUAAACACCAUUGUAUUGAAAUUAUCCCAAUAUUGUCCCACUUAUUGUUGUAGUUCCUAUUCACACACGAGAGGAGUUAGUCAAUCCAAUUGAAUCUGCCUGUGAACGUGUGCGUGUGACCACUUUGCAAACUAUUUUUCUAGAAGCAAAUACUGUAAAUAGAAAACAAAAUUUCAUCAUAUUUUGGGGCCUUGGAACAGGUCUCAACUUGUUUCGUUUUUUUGCCUUAAGUCUUAUGUAAAGUAUUUACACUGCUGUGCAAAGUGUGUUUUCUAGUUGAUGUCAUUUGUCUGUGUGUGCGCGAGAUGGAGCGCAAUCAAGUGAGACGGAAUGUGUGUGUGUGUGUGUGUGUUGUUGGUAUUUUUAUAGCGUUGAAGGAGGUUUUGAGUGAGCUGCUUGUGAUGUGUUUCACAUGAAUUUGAAGAAAGGGGUCAGAAGAAUAAGAGGCAACAAUCUGUAGCUCCUUUCCCCUCUUGUACAUGCUGUUAGUGUUAGUAAUUAGCUAAUUAAUUAUUCUGUGCGUGUGUGUGUGACUGACUCCCUGGAGUCUAAUUGCACCAGUGUUGCGUGUACCAUAAUGUGUAAAUGAUUGUAAUUGAGUGUACAAAAUGUUGCUAAAAGCAAUUAAAAAAUAAAAAGAUGGCAAAAUAUAACAAUAGUCAUAACAUGAAA